This is a messenger RNA of Ceratitis capitata (Mediterranean fruit fly), 875 nucleotides long. RefSeq lists its product as uncharacterized. Gene Ontology annotation, molecular function: N-acetyltransferase activity. The coding region runs from base 141 to 740 and encodes 199 amino acids. NCBI's taxonomy places the organism in Eukaryota, Metazoa, Arthropoda, Insecta, Diptera, Tephritidae. The transcript has 3 exons. The record is from RefSeq and is a predicted model, not a curated record.
AACUGAUACCAAACGGCGAUUGUUGAUUUGGCUAUAAUCGCGUAAGCCGUGUCCAAGUCAAUGAAGUAGAAGAACUAUUUGUUGUUCAACUCUACAGCGAUAAUUUUCUGCACCAGGAAAAUGUUUGCCUAGCAACCAGAAUGCCCAUCUGCAAAGAGUCACUUGAGCAGAUGCAAGGCGCGUGUAGAAAGCUGCUCAAAGAGAAUAUCUCCUUUGCUGUGCGCAAUAUUGCCAAUGGAGAGUUGGCUGCCGUGGCGAUUAAUCAUCUAAUAUGCUCUCAACCGGAAACCGCCACAUUUCUUGAUAAAACGCAAAAGACCGUUCCGCCGGCAAUGAAAUGUAUCCGAGAAUUUUUGGACCGCAUUGAAAUGAGUGUCGAUAUUCUUAAGUUGUGGCAAAUUGACUGUGUCUUCGAAAUCGUAUUCCUCUCUACGAGCCCCAAAUAUGCGAAACGAGGACUGGCGAGCUCACUCUCGGAGUAUUCCAUUGAGUAUGCGCGUCGUCUGAAGCUGGGCACACUGCCGCCAGAAGAUUUACCAGCAGCACAUCUGCGUGAACUCAAGCCCAGCGCUGUUUGCUCAAUAUUCACAUCGAUUUACACACAACGCAUCGGACGUAAAUUUAAUUUUGAGAUUUUAAACGAACUGCCAUAUACAGAUAUCACCUUCGAAGGACACACAUUUGCCGAACGCAUUGAUCCUCUGCAUAAGUGUUCGACAUUUGAAGCUUUGCGGCUGUAAAAAGUUGGGGAAGGAGCAUCAAUUGAGAUUUCUAAAUUGAAAAUUAACUGGGAGUGGAGAAGCUUGUAAUUUGGAAUGGAAUAAAGUUGAUUUUAACUAAAGUUUUCAUACAAAUACAAUAGAAAUUCAAAUUUA